This is a messenger RNA of Myxocyprinus asiaticus (Chinese sucker), 739 nucleotides long. It is a transcript of the gene c33h22orf39, whose product is annotated as chromosome 33 C22orf39 homolog. The record is from RefSeq and is a predicted model, not a curated record. NCBI's taxonomy places the organism in Eukaryota, Metazoa, Chordata, Actinopteri, Cypriniformes, Catostomidae. The coding region runs from base 67 to 393 and encodes 108 amino acids. The transcript is spliced from 3 exons.
AUGGCAGUGGAGAUCUAAAAACAUUUACCGCAAUCCGCUAAAAGUCCUCAAAGAAGAGCGACCAAUAUGGCAGGUCCACACUCACAGUGGAGGCCUCCACGUGCAUGUGACGCCUACUGGAGUGAAUUCAAGCAUUGCACGAGUUUAUGGAACAGGUUUCAUGAAUACUACACACACGGUACAGCACCAGACUGCCGACAGUGGAAAGAAGAUUAUAACGCCUGCAAAGAGUGGGAGAAAAAUCACAGUACACACGCCAAGGAAUCUCUCCAGGAGAGUGAGAGGAAACGUGUCGCUGAGCAGAGGAAGUUCACUCCAGUCUGGGAAUUACGACAGACUCCUCCAGCAGACUGGCACCUGCCACUCAACCAGGGCAAACCACAGGACUCAUAAACACACACACAUACUCAACCAGUGCAGAUUAUACAGGAAUAUUUAUAUUUACAUCUUAGGUAAGAAACUCAUGAACAAAUGACUUCCAGCAGCUUCGGUCCUCUCCAGAGUGUGCUGCAGAUGUUGCUCCAUAAUUCCAGCAGGGAAUCGCAUUGCACUACCUCUCCUAGACUCUUGUCCUCCUGUUCAGUUGCUUUUGUAGCUCACACGUGCUUUAAGGGAAAUGCAGAACAGCUCAAAGUUUUGAUCAAGUAUGUAUAGCAUUUAAUGUGGAUGGUGUUAUCAAAUUAAUAAAAGGAACAUGGAUGCACGAGCAUUUCAUGAGAAUCUCCAAGUCCAAAAUAUA